UCAAUCUUCCUUCAUAAAGCCUAUUGAUCCUUAAAGAUUGUUGACGAUAUACGAUCAACUAGGGUGCUUAAUCAUUAGCAUGCUAACACCGAUUCCUGCCACGCAAGUUAUAUUUUUUGAAGCAUUUCACCCACUCAUCAAUCAACGAAUCCCAAAAUGGUGAAACGAUAGAGGCUGAAGUUUGGACACCCAAGUCAGAAAGUAACGUAUGCACUCUCUCCGAUAGACACGAAUCUGGGAAAGAUGCCUCAUGUACUUCUUCACAUACAGGGCUUAAUUUGAGAAUGUAACACAAGGCAAGUUAAUUUUCCUAGUUUUUGGCAUAAGUCUGGAAGUCGUACACUUCAACUUUUGAAAGCAGCUGAAUUUACCAAGAGAAAAGCAAACAUUCAUAGCUUCAUGGGGUUGGGCUGGGAGUCUUAUUUUAGUCAUGAAUCCAUCACUCAAAAUUGGUUGACAAACGAUUUCAAUUUCCCUGAUAUUUACUGCAGCUUAAAAAGUGAAUAUCCUGGUGAAGAAGGAAAAUUGGGUGUUUAGAAAAUGGUGAUUCAUUGAUCAAAAUUAUUCAUUCAUGGUUCUGAGAUCUGGAGAGCCCAGUCUGAGGGGUUGGGGACUUAUACUAAUGCCUAUCCCAGGAACUUCCUGGUCUGAUGUUUAAAUACUAAUUUGAAUAAUUUUUACCAAAUAUAAUAGAAUUUUUAAUAAUUUCUCUUCCUCAGCCUAUACUCUUGCUGUGGUUCAUUGACAGAAGAGAACAGAUAGGGUGGAGAAUAAUUAUCUAAAUUUGUCUCUUUUAUAAGCUCACUAGGAUGAAGCAAAAGAUCUUCUCACCAAAUCAUGCUGUUUAUAUAUUAUACCUAAUUUAAAAAUUAUUAAAUAUGUCCCAAAAGGCCCAAAAACUCAUUGUAUACUUUAUCAAACAAUGGAAUAAAUAUAGGCACUUUUAUUUAUCUGAAUUCAUAAUUGUUCGAAUGUUCUCGUCUCCUUGAAGUGAAAUUUUCAAACUCUUCCAAUAUCCCCUCAGGUCUCUCUUUUCAAACAAGAGGGUAGGCUUAUGAGUGCCAAUGGUUUCAGAUUGUUAAGCUUUCAGAAACUCUGAAACAAUGAGUGCCUCCUUAAUAAAAAUUAGAAAAAGCUAUUCAUCUUCUAAUAGCCGACAAUUAAGUUUCUGAUUUAUAAGGUUUUCAGAGAUUCAUGAACUUGGAUAACAGUAGACUCCCGAAGCUAUUUCGAUAGUAAAUAGAGUUGUUUAAACUCCUAUUGCUCUAAUAAUUCGCAAUCAAUUCAGGGGAGAGACUCAGAGGGUUGUUUGAAAUAAUUUUCUGGUACCAACUUCAGAGAUUUUUGAUUCAAUGUGGAUGAAUUUUAUUAAAAUAAGAAAUUUACAACUUUUUCGUUGACUGAAACAAUGAAAGAGUCCUCAUCACAGGCAAGAUUAAGACAAUCAAUUUUUACUAAAAAUACCACCUAAAGUAUUCAAAACGAAGUUAUAAUAUUGAAACCUAGGUGGUAGUUCAAUGGUUAAUGAAUCAAAGAUGGUUCUGAAGCCUGAAGAACUCAACAAAGACUCUCAAAGAGACUUUACCACACCUGAUAACUUAAGAUAUACUUAAAAUCAUGAAUG
Moneuplotes crassus is the source of this 1624-nucleotide messenger RNA. NCBI's taxonomy places the organism in Eukaryota, Ciliophora, Spirotrichea, Euplotida, Euplotidae. The record is from the annotation of a GenBank genome assembly.